CGGGAGCCGGGGGAGCCGCGGGAGCCCGCGGGCCCCGCGGGCCGGGCGCAUGGCUUAGGGACGCCGCCGCCCGCCGCGCCCCCAGCAUGGGGAAACUUCACUCCAAGCCGGCCGCCGUGUGCAAGCGCAGGGAGAGCCCGGAAGGUGACAGCUUCGCGGUGAGCGCCGCCUGGGCUCGGAAAGGCAUCGAGGAGUGGAUCGGGAGGCAGCGCUGCCCGGGCGGGAGCUCUGGACCCCGACAGCUGCGGGCAGCGGGCACCGUUGGCAGAGGAACCCGGGAGCUCGUGGGGGAAGUUUUCAGAGAAACGCUCAGUGAGGAGGAAGAGGAAGACUUUCGGCUAGAAGUGGCCCUGCCUCCAGAGAAGACAGAUGGGCUGACCAGCGGAGAUGAGAAGAGGAGGGAGAAGGCAAGCGAAUCUUGCCCUGGCUCCAAGAAGCAGCUGAAAUUUGAAGAGCUCCAAUGUGACGUGUCUGUGGAAGAGGAUAGCCGGCAGGAGUGGACCUUCACCCUGUAUGACUUUGACAACAAUGGCAAGGUCACCCGCGAGGACAUCACCAGCCUGCUGCACACCAUCUACGAGGUGGUUGACUCCUCUGUCAACCAUUCCCCGACCUCGAGCAAGACGCUGCGGGUGAAGCUCACAGUGGCCCCUGAUGGAAGCCAGGGCAAGAAGGGCAUCCUUCUCAAUCACCCUGACCUGCAGGGCACGAGGCCCAGAGCGGAGACCAAGCCUGCCGAGGAGCUCCGAAGCUGGGAGAAGAAGCAGCGAGCCCCACUCAGGUUCCAGGGUGACAGCCGUCUGGAGCAGUCUGGCUGCUACCACCACUGCGUGGAUGAGAAUAUUGAGAGGAGAAACCACUACUUAGAUCUCGCCGGGAUAGAGAACUACACAUCCCAGUUUGGGCCUGGCUCCCCAUCAGUGGCCCAGAAGUCAGAGCUGCCCCCCCGCACCUCCAACCCCACUCGGUCUCGCUCCCAUGAGCCAGAAGCCAUCCACGUCCCACACCGAAAGCCCCAAGGCGCGGACCCGGGCUCCUUCCACUUCCUUGACACCCCAUUCGCCAAGGUCUCGGAGGUCCAGCAGCGGCUCCGGGGCACCCAGGACGGGAGCAAGCACUUUGUGAGGUCCCCCAAGGCCCAGGGCAAGAGCGUGGGUGUGGGCCACGUGGCCAGAGGGGCAAGAAGCAAACCCCCUGUGGGACCCGCCGUCCCCGCGGUGUCCCCGGCCGCCCACCUGGCCGCCAGCCCCGCCCUCCUCCCCACGCUGGCGCCCCUCGGGCACAAGAAGCAGAAGCACCGAGCCAAGGAGAGCCAGCAGGGGGGCCGGGGUCUGCAGGCGCCCCUGGCGGUGGGCAGCAGUGUCGUGGGGCGGGACCGCGGGAGGGACCUGCCCGCUGUGGUGGUGUAUGAGAGCCCGGCCGGCCAGGCGGUCCAGAGACACGAACACCACCACCAUCACGAACACCACCACCAUUACCACCACUUCUACCAGACAUAGACCCCUCCCCAGAAACCCCCAGCCCUGCCAUAUGAAGGACCCCUCCUCCCCCGCGCCCCCAAGGCAUUAUUAUUCUAUUAAUUAUUGUUAUUAUGAUGAUUAUUGUUAUUAAUAAUUAUUGUUACUCCACUAAUAUUCAGCUAGCCUCCAUGUAGAAGAUAUAUGGAAACACAGAACUAAACUUUUAUUUAUAUGUUGUGAGGACUGCAUAACUUACCCAAGAAAUGACUCUGGGUUUGGAAGUGGCCUGUUGACGGUGGAGGCUCGCUCGGGCUCCCGAGCUGCAGUUUCCACGCAGGCUGGUCCGCACCCUUGCCGGCUCUGGGGGAGCCCUCGGCCAGAACUGUGCCCUACCCCUAGUCUCUUCCAGGAGAACACCCUUACCUGGCCUGCUUCCAGAGACCCUCAAAAAUCUCCGAGAAGAUAAACAGCUGCUACCUCUUAGUAUUAUUCUGAUUUUGUUUUGCCCUUAACUGAUUGUAAUGUGCUACAAGGGAUUUCAGCGGACUGCGGACGCGCGACCUUCCUGGCUGUUGUGUUUUCAUGUCCCAACCUCGAAACCCCUGUUCUUUCCGGAGUUCCCCUUCACGCCUUUCCGGUGGGAUCACGUCCCUGCCCAAAGCCAGUCCCAUCUUUUCUGCCGUGCACCACAUGAAAAUACGCUUCUCCUCCUCCCUUCCCUUUUUCUCUCUUCUUUAGAAAGACACACACAUAUUUAAGGACUGCCCCCUGAAACCAGCCUUCUCAUUUUGGGAAACCUCUGGAGAGGGAACCCAACCACACAAACAAGCGUGGUUUUCCAAGAACGGGCAUUCGUGUGUUGUUGGUUGUGGCCGAAGAUGUGGAAACCUCCUGUUCUCUACUGUUGGCAAAUAUAUACGUACCUACAUGGUUCUCUAACAGAGCUUCCUGUAUCUAUAGCUAGGCGCCAGCUGUCCGUUUCGAUGUAUCUUUCUAUAAAUAUACACUCUCAGGUACUUUU
This is a messenger RNA of Canis lupus familiaris (dog), 2481 nucleotides long. It is a transcript of the gene NKD1, whose product is annotated as NKD inhibitor of WNT signaling pathway 1. The transcript is spliced from 10 exons. Gene Ontology annotation, molecular function: calcium ion binding. The record is from RefSeq and is a predicted model, not a curated record. Gene Ontology annotation, biological process: negative regulation of Wnt signaling pathway. Gene Ontology annotation, cellular component: cytoplasm. NCBI's taxonomy places the organism in Eukaryota, Metazoa, Chordata, Mammalia, Carnivora, Canidae. The coding region runs from base 87 to 1499 and encodes 470 amino acids.